UCAUCUUUUUCAUUCUCCUUACUUUGUCUCUCUAAAAGCUUAAAAUUGCUUUACUUUAUCUCUCCAAACAAAAAUGGCAAACCAUCAACUCCAUUUUUUCACCUCAAAUGAUCAACACACAUCCAACAACAAUCCCAUGAACCGAACCCAAUCAACUACUAAUCUCAGACCCAUGCCAAACCCGAAUCCGAAUCCAAACCCGAUUCGAGGCCGGAGAAGUGGUGGAAGACCUCAAAGGGUUAGAGAUAGACCUGCACAGAGAGGUCCAAGUAUUGCUGAACUUGAACGUCUUAUUGAACGCAGUCAGCCAACUAUUCCUCCUUCCAAUAUCCGACCCGUUUCUGACUGUCGGGUUAACCCACUUCCAGGUGUACCUGUGAUCGGGUACUGUCAACCCGUUUCUGACCCGAGGCUGAUUACUAAUCGGGUGGGCAUUCCCCAGUCAGAGCUUCCUUCAAUGCCAAAUAACGAUCCUUUACAACAGCCGCCGUUUUCUUUCAAGAAGAAAAGGACGAGUGAUGAAGAAGUAGGGUUUGCAGAAGGGUAUAAUGGUCAUUUUUCUGGAAUUCACAUGAAUAUUGGGGAUAAUCACAAUAAUCCUCUUCCUAAUAUUGGUGGCAGUGAGGUAUUGGCAAUUCAUCCGAGAAGAUCGAAUGGAUCAAAUAUAAUGAUGGAGUAUGGAUUUUUCCCCAGAAAAUCAGAAGAAAUCAUGGAAUUAAAAAACCAUGAAAAAUAUAAUCCUGACAUGAUCGAAGAACAAGAACAAGAACGAGAACAUUAUUUGAAGUUAAAAAUGGGAUUUACAGAUUCUUCAUCUCCAUCAUCAUCUUCAUCAUUAUCUUCUCUUACAACUAAUAAUAGUAGUAAUGAUUCUUCAAUAGAUUUAUCUUUAAAGCUUUAA
Molecule: messenger RNA, 901 nt
Organism: Amaranthus tricolor (Joseph's coat)
Lineage: Eukaryota; Viridiplantae; Streptophyta; Magnoliopsida; Caryophyllales; Amaranthaceae
Exons: 3
Coding region: 74-901 (275 amino acids)
Source: RefSeq, a predicted model, not a curated record